AUGUCAGUAGAACCAAAUGUAAACAAAAAUGAUAACAAUUGUGAAAAUAUAUCGUAUUCUGAGAAUUCCGAGGUUUCGUCAAAUGGCGAAAAAAGUUCAGUGUCGAUCACAGGAAGCGGGGAUUUGGAAGAAAAUGGGAGAGAUGAGAUGGAGAGGAAGAUUUUGGUGAGGAAAAGAUUUGUGAAGAAGGUUUUUACAAUGGUGGCGGCCAUGGUGAGUAAAUCUUUUGACAGGAAAUUUUGAUAUACUUCGGGAACCAGAACAGGACUAGACAUAAUUUCGAGUUGCAUUAUCCUGGAUUUUAGCGUUACUAAGUUUUUGGUUUUCGAAAUUCGUCCAAAUUUCCACCAAAUUCCUUCUAUGUAUUUCCAGUUUGCCAUCGUCUCUUUAUUCGCCGCGUUUCCAAUGAUGUUCCCAGAUUUCUUAACAUUCUGUCGAGUUCAUUGGCAGCUGUACUAUGCCUCUACGUAAGUUAUCUUGUCAUACAUCAAAACACUCCAACUUCCACAGUAUAUUUCCAGCUCGCUCUUCUUUAUCAUCUAUUUUCUAUUCUAUGGCAUCCAACAAAUCCGGCGAAAAUAUCCAAUCAAUAUUAUAAUUCUGAUGAUUUUCGUGAGUUGAUCCUCGAAAAUUUUCAGAGAUUCCAAAUUAUUUUCAGACCUUCUCGGCUGCUUUUAUGAUCAUGUUUUCUAUCGCAUUUUACGACGUGAGAAGUGUUUUCAUAGCUUUGUUGAUCUCUUCGAUUUGUAGUGCUACAAUUGUAUUUUUCGCAUUUGUAACAGAGAAAGAUCUGACCACGUAAGUAUUUACCGUUAAAGGGACACACCUCAUAGUAAUUCCAGAAUCACUGGCCUUGUAUAUAUAAUCGGUGUUUGCACAGCGGUAUUCUCAUGUGUCGCAUUCUUCUUCGUAUUUUUCUUCAGAUGGUAUCUGCCAUUUUUGAUAUACACAAUAAUUGGAACAUUUUUAUCAAUGCUAUAUUUGGCGAUUGAUUUGCAAUGGAUAGUUGGUGGAAGAUCACAGGAAUGUCCACCAAAUGAUUGGAUUUUUGCCUCGUUGUCUUCGUUUUUGGAUUCUUUGUAUAUAUUUUUCUUCAUUUUAAGUUUUUUGGGAUGGAGGAGUCGAUGA
This is a messenger RNA of Caenorhabditis angaria, 1128 nucleotides long. The record is from the annotation of a GenBank genome assembly. Lineage: Eukaryota; Metazoa; Nematoda; Chromadorea; Rhabditida; Rhabditidae.